CCCAGGUCUUCAGUUCCAGGAAAGGGGAAGCUGCUUGAGGCCUCUGAGGGUGGCACAGCUUCCUCUUUCUGUUAGGUCUCCAGGGCUGCUCCUCCCUGGACCACUGCCGCCUCUACCUUCCACUGCAGCUUGGGGGCCUGGUUGUGGCUUUGCUAGUUGGCUUCUACCCAGGGAAUUUCUGGUUCUGAUUGUUUGGCGCUGUUAGGAGGGCUGAGUCUGAGGAAGCAUUCCCUGACCCUGUGAGCCUGUUUGCAUUGUAGGCCUCCAGCACCAGACCUGGGCUGGGUGCCGGGUGUUGGUGGUGAAUAAAGCAGACAUCCCGGCCCUGUCUGCUGUCUGGUGGGUGCAAGCAAUAAACAAGUAAGCAGACAAAUACUUAAUUACAAACCUGCAGCUGCUGGGGAGGAAGGAAAUCCUGUGACCUACUUUAGGCCCAUUACCUCAUUUGAGCCUCAUGAUAGCCUUUUACCCUGGGGGAUAAACACCCCCAUCUUACAGAUGAGGAAACUGAGCCCUAAGAAGCAAGGAGCUCAGGUCCCACAGGGAGUUGGUGGCAGCAGGGAUGGCCCCAGGCUCAGAGACUUGGAGGAAGGGUGGCCUCUGUGCUAACUUCCUUUUCUGCCAGAACCCCUACCCUUCCUCCCUCACACAGUGUGACUGGGGGUGGCCCUCCUCCCACAGGCCAUUGUCGCUGGAGGGGAGUUAGGCCUUAACUUGGGCCUCAGCUUUCUGUCUCUUAACAGCUGUCUUCCAGGCAGCCCUCAGGAGGUGCGGGGCCUUGAGACAUCACUGACUGCCCUGCCUUCUGGAUAAGGCAGUGUGGUGGGGCUGGGCCCUUCACAGACCCCCUCCCAGUGAGGGGCUUCUCUUUAGACUUGUUUUCCAGGGCUCUGGCUUAGAGGCUAGAGGCCUGGGGGGCAGGGGUCUGGGCAGCAGGUGUGCUAUGUACAUGGGCCUUUUUCCUGACCGAGCAAGUCCGUUGGGGGCUCAGUCUGGCAGAAUGUGGGGGCCUGGGCAGCCAGACUGGGGCCAGCAAUCACUCCAGGGCCUGAUGAUGAAGCCAAGCCUGCCAUGCUGGCCCCUUUCCUGCUUCCUUAUGCUGCUGCCCUGGCCUUUGGCCACUCUCACAUCGACAACCCCUUGGUUGUGUCCACCUGGGGAGGAGCCUGACUUGGACCCAAAGCAAGGCACACUGUGCAGGUCCUGCCCCCCAGGCACCUUCUCAGAUUCAUGGAGCUCUCUCCCAUGCCAGCCCCAUGACCGCUGCAGCCUUCGAAGAAGGCUGGAGGCCCAAGCCGGCACAGCAACUCGAGAUACACUAUGUGGAGGCUGCCAGCCUGGAUGGUUUGGACCUUGGGGGGUCCCCCGUGUUCCAUGUCAGCCAUGCUCCUGGGCACCUCUGAGUCCUCGUGGUUGUGAUGAGUGGGGGCGGCGGGCCCGACGUGGUGUGGAGGUGGCAGCAGGAGCCAGCAGCGGUGGUGAGACACGGCAGCACAGGAAUAGCACGAGGGCAGGUGGCCCUGAGGAGACGGCUGCUCAGUACGCGGUGAUUGCCAUUGUGCCUGUCUUCUGCCUUAUGGGGCUGCUGGGCAUCCUGGUGUGCAACCUGCUUAAGCGGAAGGGCUACCACUGCACAGCCCACAAGGAGGUCGGGCCCGGCCCUGGAGGAGGAAGCAGCGGGAUGAACCCUGCCUAUCGGACUGAGGAUGCCAAUGAGGACACCAUCGGGGUCCUGGUGCGCCUGAUCACAGAGAAGAAAGAGAACGCGGCUGCCCUGGAGGAGCUGUUGAAAGAAUAUCACAGCAAACAACUGGUGCAGACAAGCCACAGGCCUGUGCCCAGGCUGCCUCCGGCCUUCCCCAGCAUGCCACACAUCUGUCCGCAUCGUCACCACCUCCACACUGUGCAGGGCCUGGCCUCGCUCUCUGGCCCCUGCUGCUCCCGCUGUAGCCAGAAGAAGUGGCCCGAGGUGCUGCUGUCCCCUGAGGCUGCAGCUGCCACCACUCCAGCUCCCAGCCUCCUGCCCAACCCAACCAGGGCUCCCAAGGCUGGGGCCAAGGCAGGACGUCAGAGUGAGAUCACCAUCUUGUCUGUGGGCAGGUUCCGUGUGGCUCGGAUUCCUGAGCAGCGGACCAGUUCAGUGGCAUCUGAGGUGAAGACCAUCACGGAGGCUGGGCCUUCAGGGGGUGAUCUCCCUGACUCUCCACAACCUGGCCUCCCCCUUGAACAGCGAGCCCUGCUGGGAAAUGGUGGAAGCAAUACUAAGUGGUUGAAGCCCCCAGCAGAGAACAAGGCUGAGGAGAACCGCUAUGUGGUCCGCCUAAGCGAGAGCAACCUGGUCAUCUGAAGGACUGUCUAGUCUGAGACAUAUGUCCUGCCCUGGGAGGUUCCGAAAGCUUCCUGCAGGAGGGAGAGCUGCUGCUGGGACCAUGAGGACAAAGAAGCAAGGGCCCAGCAGAGAAAACAGCAAAGGCCAAGGCCUGGAGGUGGGACGGUACACCCCAGUGAGGAGGCGGGCAGCCGGCGGGUACCGCGUGCAGGAGCAGAUGGAGAGCCUCUCCCUGUCCCUGACACCCUAGUUCCUCCCCUGCAGGAUGCCCCAAUCCUGUGCCUACCUUGGCCACAUCAUCAGAGCCCACAGGGUCCUCUGUUUCCCCAGGAAUCUGGGCUUGGUGGAGGGAUGGCACCUGUACCUGGUAUCUAGCCUGUGCCUUGGGGACUAGUCACCCUUACCUGUCCAGAGCCCUAGAGCAGAUGCGCCUCUCCCACCUCUUCUGGCAGGUCCUGUGAAGGGAAGUGGAAGGACCCUGGGUCCAGAGUCCUGGGCUGGGAGGCUGAGCUCCUGGGUUCUAACCCGACUGUGAAGUGGGGAAAGGACAGCCUGGGCUCUCUCUAGCUCCCUGCGGGUUCUGGGCUGGGUCCUGCUGGGAGAACUUGACUCUGCCACCCUCCAUCAGUAGCUUUACCUGGCCCACUUUUUUGCUGCUUCCAGGGCCUCUGCCUUCAAGGCCCCCAUGGGGCUGUCCAUCAUGGCUUGGCCUACAGGGGCUUAAUGCAUGUGCCCACCCCACCCUGCUGUUUUUUAAGAAAACUGAAAAAUGGCUUGACCUGGGCAGAGACGUGGUGCAGAGUCCCAGCCAGAUCCAAGAUCUCUGGAGUUUUGGAGAGAAGCUGGUGGGACUGGAGAGCGCCUCUGGCCUCGGUGGUUCCUGUGUCUCAGGGGUGCUGUCUGUCUGUCCCCCGCCCUGGGCAGUGCAGGCAACUGCCAGUCCAACCCCAUCUGUCUCCACUCUGGCUCAGUGCCCGGUUAUUUAUGUGGGGCCGUGCAGGCACGGGUUCACUGCCCUUCCCGUUUCUCUUAUUUAUUAAAACCUGCUGUCGUCCAUCCUUGCACCUCUAUCCCCACCAACUUGUUGAGUAAUAAAAGGUGGAAAUGAUGUCAUGAGGAGGGUCCUUUCCCUGUGCCUUCCCCAGCUCAUUCAACAUAUACCUCCUGAGCCCCUGCACUGUGUCUGUCCUGUGUGCUGGACAGGGUGUCCCUCCCCUCACCACACCUGCACCUCAGCAGCCAGGAAAAUGUGUGGAGGAGGCCUCUCACCUCAUCCAGUUCUCACUGAGGCCCCAGAGGCCAGGCUGCCUGACAGAAAAACAGUGUGAACCAUAUUCGUGAUUUAAAGUUUUCUAAUAGCUACAUUCCAAAAAGGAAAAAGGAACAGGUGAACCUAAUUUUAACAAUAUUAA
This is a messenger RNA of Castor canadensis (American beaver), 3741 nucleotides long. NCBI's taxonomy places the organism in Eukaryota, Metazoa, Chordata, Mammalia, Rodentia, Castoridae. The record is from RefSeq and is a predicted model, not a curated record.